This is a messenger RNA of Penicillium cataractarum, 834 nucleotides long. Its product is annotated as class I SAM-dependent methyltransferase. Bases 1 to 834 code for a protein of 277 amino acids. Lineage: Eukaryota; Fungi; Ascomycota; Eurotiomycetes; Eurotiales; Aspergillaceae. Gene Ontology annotation, molecular function: S-adenosylmethionine-dependent methyltransferase activity. The record is from RefSeq and is a predicted model, not a curated record. The transcript has a single exon.
AUGGCUGCUGCCCACACAAUCCCACCUGCACAAUUUUUUACCUCACUCGCCCAAAACUAUGGCCGUCAAACUGGCAACUCAACUCGUGCCCUGUUCGCCGCGAUUGUAGGGCGAAUUGCACCAGCUAUAACAUCGUCUUCAGUGAUCCAUGACAAUGCGGGUGGUGUCGGUACUGCCACUUCAGUGAUCCUUGAUAAUCUCGCCCCCACCUCUUCGGAUGACAUCCCAGAAGUCUUGAUUACCGACAACAACUCGGCAAUGAUUGCCGCGGCGAAUGAGACCUUCAGAAACAUUGGUUCCAAAAUCACGGCAGUCGAAGCGGAUUCUCAAGAUCUGAGCAGCAUCCCCGACGCCAAAUUCACACACUCUAUUGUCAACUUCUCGGUCUUUCUUUUCCCGGAUGCGCUCCAAGCACUUCGUGAGAUUCAUCGCACUCUCCAACCUGACGGGGUUGCAGUGCUACUGACUUGGAAGCGAUUUGGAUUCGGCUCUACGGUUCACGUCGCGCAGAGUCUAGUUCGCCCUGAUCUACCGCCGAUACCAAUCGCCGGGUCUCAGUUUAUGAACCCGCGUGUAUUGGCAGAGCUUGUUAUCAAGGCUGGCUUCAGCGAGACAACGAUGCAUGUUAAUCAAGAUGGGACCGUAAGGAAAGAUGAGGACCUUGAAGGAAUGAGACAGUUCAUGUUAGCAGAUGUCUCCAAGAUGGCGACAAAAGACUGGACAGAGGAAGAGAGGGGAAGAUGGCCCGCGGCUAUUAAUGAGGCUAUCCAGAGGGAAGUUGAGCAAUAUGGGGGUAUUCAAUUUGAGUCUUGGACUAUAAUUGCCCGUAAGUAG